Molecule: messenger RNA, 192 nt
Organism: Clunio marinus
Lineage: Eukaryota; Metazoa; Arthropoda; Insecta; Diptera; Chironomidae
Source: the annotation of a GenBank genome assembly
AUGAGAGAAGAAUUAAACGUUUCCAGUCUGUCUGUUGUUACGCUUAUGAAAGUGAACUUCAGUGUAGACAAGCCCUGCUUAGCACAAAACCACAAAAUUGCCGUCCCGGUGAAAAACGAGACCAGGAAGACCAGUGAAGCACAAAAAAACCGGGAGGCAAUAUUUAUAUGUAUACAAUCAGCCAAAGAGUAA